AUGACUGAACUUGGACUAAAAGUUGGGUUCGAAAAUGGAAAAUGCAUGAUCAGACGAGGCUCAACUGUAGUGGCGACUGCGACAUUGGUUGGAGAACUUUACGUUCUCGACAUCGUCAGUGACAUCGGAUCUGCACAUGCCGCCACCCUGCAAACGUGGCAUGAGAGCUUUGCACAUGCUAACAAAAUCAAAAAUACUGACAAUGAUUGCAUCCCUGGAAAAUGUUCUGCGUGCGUCUACGGCAAAGCCACUCGAUCUGUGAUCCCAAAAGAGCGGUCCUCGAGGCGGGCAUACUUCUGUCUAGACUUAGUUCACUCUGAUGUUUGUGGCCCCUUAGAGGUGCAGUCCAUUGGUGGUGCCAAGUACUUCAUUACCUUCAUAGAUGAUCACUCAAACUGGUCAGUAGUGUACCCUAUGCACCAUAAAUCAGAAGCAUUUGAACGAUACAAAAUGUUUGCACAACUUGCUCAGACUCACACUGGUCGCAAGAUCAAAGUGCUUCGCACCGAUCGAAGUGGUGAGUAUCUGUCCACGGAGUUUAAGUCUUUUCUGAUUGCAAAUGGUACUCAGCAUCAAAUGACGACCGCGUACACACCGGAGCAAAAUGGCGUCGCCGAACGACUGAACAGAACUUUGGUAAACUUGGUGCGCUCCAUGCUAGCGCACAAGAAAAAACUUGACGCCCGUGCAAAGGAGGCAAUGUUUCUGGGGUAUGCUGAAAAUACGAAAGCUUACAAGUUGUGGGAUGGUGAUUUGCACAAAGUGAUCGUAUCCAGAGAUGUUACUUUUGACGAGUCCACGGGAGGCAAAUCUGGUGAACCGAUGGAUACAAACGAGGAGGCUACAACUGAUGAUGACACAAUCAACUUGAACAUCGAUGAGGAAUUGAGGAAGAAACUAUUCAUCCGCCAACUAAUCUCCGUCGGUCCACUCGCCCACGCCCAUGUGACAACGGAAAUCCCAAACUCGUACAAGCAAGCUAUGGAUUCUCCAAAAGCUCGCUUCUGGCAGAAGGGCAUCGACAAAGAACUUGCUUCACAACACAAAAACAAAACAUGGACACUUGUUCCAAGAUCUCAAGCAUCAAACGUCCUGACGUCCAGGUGGGUUUUCGCAGUGAAGCAACUUCCUGACGAGUCCGGAAAAUUGGUCGAAACUGCAAAGGGACGUCUUGUGGCACGAGGCUUUCAACAAGUAGAAGGCAUCGAUUACACUGAAACUUUCGCCCCUGUCAUCAAGUUCACAACUAUCCGUCUGCUGCUGGCACUGGUUGCGCACUUUGACCUUGAGCUGCAUCAGAUGGACGUGGUGACUGCCUUCCUCAACGGUGAACUUCACGAAGAAAUCUACAUGGAGCAACCUGAAGGAUGCAUCGACAAAGUCAAACCUGAUUCGGUGAUAAAAAAUGAACUCAACAAACGAUUCGAUAUGAAAGACCUUGGCGAAGCGAAGACUUGUCUUGGUCUAGAGAUCGACCGUAUACGUUCUAAACCCGUCCUGACCGUCACGCAGUCGAAGUAUGCCCAAGCAGUACUGAAACGGUUCAAAAUGUCGGCAUGCAAUCCUUGCCUUACUCCGAUGGAACAGUCUCGACAUUUAUCUCAACACUGUGCCGACCCUCACGAUUCGCAUUGGACUGGUGUGAAACGUGUUUUGAGAUACUUGCGUGGGUCCCAGCAUCUUGGAAUAGUGUUUGGUAAAGAUGAUCUUGGUACGGAACUUCAUGGGUAUAGCGACGCAGAUUGGGGUGGAUGCCUUGAAUCACGAAAAUCAACGAGUGGGUACGUGUUCAAGCUUUGUGAUGGGCCUAUCAGUUGGGCUUCCCGGAAACAAACAGUAGUUGCAAAGUCUACUUGUGAGGCAGAAUACAUCGCACUCAGUGAAGCAUGCAAAGAGGCCGCGUGGCUUCGACGCUUCCAUGCCGAUGUACUUGGUGCGAAUUCCGAUCCAACAAUUCGCCACAUUGAUAUUAUGUAUCAUUUUGUUCGAGAUGCGGUGCAGCGAAAACUGGUCACAUUGUACCAUUGUCCGACAACAGAAAUGCCAGCCGAUAUGCUGACCAAACCACUUGGUCGCGUGCUGUUUGAAAAGUUCGUGGGCACGGUUGGGCUUUCCAAGUGCAAAGCUGCCCAAAGCAUGUGA
Messenger RNA from Chondrus crispus (carragheen), 2142 nucleotides. RefSeq lists its product as hypothetical. Gene Ontology annotation, biological process: DNA integration. Gene Ontology annotation, molecular function: nucleic acid binding. NCBI's taxonomy places the organism in Eukaryota, Rhodophyta, Florideophyceae, Gigartinales, Gigartinaceae. The transcript is spliced from 8 exons. The record is from RefSeq and is a predicted model, not a curated record. The coding region runs from base 1 to 2142 and encodes 713 amino acids.